Messenger RNA from Planococcus citri (citrus mealybug), 2320 nucleotides. RefSeq names its product juvenile hormone esterase-like. The record is from RefSeq and is a predicted model, not a curated record. The coding region runs from base 191 to 1960 and encodes 589 amino acids. Lineage: Eukaryota; Metazoa; Arthropoda; Insecta; Hemiptera; Pseudococcidae. The transcript has 11 exons.
AUGAAACCGAAUACAUGCUCCAAAACAUUUCAUUGUUAAUUAGAAUGCUAUGGUAUUCCUGUUCAAUUUUUCAAUAAUGAACGUAGAACAAUUUUGUACAAAUUCAAUUUUGGGAAUAGUGAAGGUUUAAAAACACUUCUCUUUUUUGUAACCAAGGAACAACAUUCCUUUUUUUUGAAGCAACACGAAAAUGAGAGAGGAAUUAUGUGUUACCAUACCCCAAGGUAAAUUAGUAGGCAAAGAAUGGAUUUCCACAUUUACAGGUGAUACUUAUUACGGAUUUUCUGGUAUUCCAUACGCGAAGACGCCCACAGGAGAAUUAAGAUUUAAAGCUCCCGAACCUGCUGAUAAUUGGGAAGGUGUUCGUGAUGCCACAAUUGAAGGAAGUGAUUGUAUGCAGUUCAACCUCUUGGAGUACGUUGUCCAGGGCUCAGAAGAUUGCUUAUAUGCAAAUGUUUACUCACCAGAACCUCCUUGUAAGAUAACUAAACUAAAACCAGUGAUGGUAAUGAUUCAUUGGGGAGGCAGUGCUUGGGGAUCUGGAUCUGCUAAACUUUUUGGAAACGUUGAUUACAUGAUGAAUUCCGAUAUAGUUAUUGUGACUUUCAAUUAUCGACUUCAUAUUUUUGGAUUUUUAAAUCUCGGAAUACCUGAAUGUCCGGGUAAUAUGGGACUAAAAGAUCAAGUCAUGUUGCUCAAAUGGGUGCAAAACAAUAUAAAAUAUUUCGGAGGUGAUCCCAAUGACGUUACUUUAUUUGGAAGCAGUUCUGGAGCCAGUAAUGCAAACUUACACAUGAUGUCUCCAAUGUCUGAAGGAUUAUUUCAUAAAGUCAUUUUGCAAAGUGGACAUGGUCUGAUUCCACUAUGGGGAUAUCAAAAAUCACCUUUUGAUAGAGCUCUCGAACUUGCUGUGGUGAUGGGGUUUUCCGGUCAAAGGACUCCUAUACGUUUACUAGAAUUCUUUAAACGAAAAAGUGGUCGAGAUUUGAUCGCAGGUUUUGCUACAUUGCGUCAUCUGAGUAAAGAGCAAAAUGAUGUUAAAUGUGAAACGUGUCUUUUUCUUCCAUCAGUUGAAAAAAUCAAAGAAGGAGCAUUCAUGUACAAAACACCUCGAGAAAUGAUGGCAGAUAUCAGACCAGUGCCUACUUUGUUGAGUAUGAAUGAAAAAGAAGGAAUACUCGCCUUUUGCGCGGACAUGUUCAAAAUAAUUCCAAAAAAACUCGGAAAAAGUAUAAGAGAACAUUUGUGGCAAUACAAUGUAUCAGCAGAUACCAUUCGCACGAUGACUAAAACAAUCAGAUCCUUUUAUUUCAAGAAAAAGGAUGAACCUACCGUCGAUGAAAUAAUAAAUCUAUAUACAGAUUUAUGGUUUUGCGAAUGGAACAAUACGAUUGAUUUAUUGGCCACUCAUCCAGAUAGUCCUCCUGUUUACAUUUAUCAUUUUACGUUCGAUGGCGAAUACAAUUUCUCAAAAAAAUUCUUUGCCAAGAUUAUGCCCGAAAAAUUUACCGUGACAGGCGCAAUCCAUGCUGACGAUGCUUCUUACCUCAUCGCGUACAAAAUGUUUUUGGAAGAGACCAAUGGUAAAAUUGAAUACAAACCGAAAGAAAGUGAAAUAAUCAGAAAAAUGGUCUCAAUUGUUACCACUUUUGUAAAAACUGGAAAUCCAAAUAACGAAUCAAUCCGUGAAGUAAAUUGGAAACCAUUCCAUCCUGAAAAUCCCUCCCAUCUCUUAUUCGAUGAAAAAUUAUCAAUCGUAGAUGGCCGAAUCAACCCGGACCGAGUAGCUUUAUGGAAUGAAUUUAUCGAUUGUAUAAAAAACAAGGAAUCUACUUGCAAACCUGAGAAAACCUCUGCAAAAAUAUUAAGCGAUGUACAGGUGGGUCCAUUGACGAUGUCACCUAAUCAAGUUUUGCAACACAUGAAAACCUCGUAUCAAAGUUUCCUAGAUGGCAAAUAAACCAGUAAUUCGCCAAAAUACCAGUAUUUUAUCAAAAAGUUACCAGUAAUUUACCAAAAAAAAAAUGACCAGUAAUUUACCAAAAAUGACCAUUAGCUUACCAAAAAUUACUGAAAAUUUAUUGAAAAUCAGUAAAUUACUGGCAGGUAAUUUUUCAAACAUUACCAGCAAUUCAUCAAAAAUUACCUACCAAAAUUUUCCAAUAAUUUAAGUAGGUACCACUGCCAAAUUUAAAACUUUGACGACAUUUUAUCGAUUCGUAUACUUAAUGAUUUUCUUUCAAGUGCUUAAAAAUUAUACUGAAUAGUGCCUUAAGGUCUAAUUAAGUAGCCUCUUUUCUGAAUAAAUAUUAAAAAUUUA